This is a messenger RNA of Cydia fagiglandana, 1560 nucleotides long. RefSeq lists its product as uncharacterized. The transcript is spliced from 3 exons. Lineage: Eukaryota; Metazoa; Arthropoda; Insecta; Lepidoptera; Tortricidae. Bases 159 to 467 code for a protein of 102 amino acids. The record is from RefSeq and is a predicted model, not a curated record.
GCAGUCGACACGCACGCCGCACCGCGCACCCAUGCAACGCCGCGACGCCCCUAAACCAAGGGUCUAAACCCCGCUAUGGAUAUUUUUAUAACUAAAAAUAUAUAUUUAUAGUGUGUGAGAAUAAUAAAGACUUGAUUCGAUUGUUAAAACUUGUGAAGAUGAGACAAAACGACGAUCUCCCUGAAAGGAUAGCCCAGUUCAAGGCCGAUCCUGAAAAACUACGACAGGCCAAUGAGUUUGUAGACCAACUAAUACAGCAAGCUAAAAAAGAGGCAGAGCUUAAACAAAAACAGAAAGAGCGAAGUAAAUUCGAAUCACAAGACACGGAAUCUGGUAACCUGAAACGGCGGUUGGGACGCGCGCGGGGCCUCGUCCUUCGUAUGUUCGACGCCCUCUGCAACUGCACACAAACCGCCGCGGCCGCUGCCCGCACUACCGCCCGCAACAACCCGUUCACUAAACGCUAAUCAUGUUACUAGAAUAGCUGGCCCGCACGCGGGACCUCGUGACCCGUAUGUUCGACGCCGUCUGCACGCAAUUCGCUACAGUCGCCGCCAGCACCACUGCCUGAAAGAACCCUUUAAUUAUACACCAAUCUUAUAACCUGAAAUACUGGCGCGUGGGGCCUCGAGAUCUUUAAAUUUCACGGAAAACUGGCAUGGUUGCCCGCACCGCAACUACUUCACUACCAUUUAGGUAAUAUAGCAAUAAAAGACACUUAAAUAAAAAGGUAAUUUUACCUAAAUUAUUUUUUGGCCGGAGAUAUUACAUUUGUUGCGAGAGGCGAAUGGUAUGGGUACAAUAAUACCAUUAUUAUGUAGUCUGUGCCCUGCCGCCACCAAUCCUACUAACAAGUAACAAUGUGCCGGGUCAUUGGUUUGAGUAAGUCUUAGGAGUUAAUUAACUCUGGCUUAAUGACUUUUUGAACACAAACAGGGGCCUUAUUCCACUUGUGCAAAACUGACAUUUCAAAUCAACAUCACAUCAACAGAUGAUUGUAUCGCAUUGUUCAAUGGAAUCGCGUUCUAUCGCAAACUUGUGAUCGAAAAAUAAGUAAGAAAAAAUCAACUUUGUUUUAUUACUACUAUACGGUUUAUAAUGACUUUGAACUCGGGGUAGGUCGGUUAAGUCGGUUUGGUUCGGUUGUCACCUAACUGUGGAUUGCUAAUGUCAAAUUUUGACAGGCAUGGAUACUAUCGCUAGACUUUUUUGUCCAUGGGCUUGGGCACCAUCUUGGAGUUUUUGACGUGCGAAAGGGUAUUUUAUAGCAUAGAGUAAAGCUUUUUUUUUUCAAUAUAUACGUUUACAGGAAUUAAUGACAUCUUGUGAGCGAUAGAUGAACUAAAGCGCUAUUCAUGGUGCGGCGGCGAGUAGUGGAACUAUAUGUGACAAUUUCCAUCAAUCAAAAGGGGACUACACUGUUGAUGGUCGAUAAAGGCUAUUAUUAAUUGAAUUUUAACAACACGAACGCCUUAUUGACAAGCGCUCUUUUUGUUGAACCCACACCUACACGUCAAAUAAUGCUCGCUCCACACAUUCACCUAUGAACGCUCAAAAAUG